Molecule: messenger RNA, 1558 nt
Organism: Caenorhabditis angaria
Lineage: Eukaryota; Metazoa; Nematoda; Chromadorea; Rhabditida; Rhabditidae
Source: the annotation of a GenBank genome assembly
AUGUUGGGUCUUUUGAUUUUUCUCACCGGACUUAGUCUAACUCUUGGAGCCGCGCCAGAUUGCGCAAAAAUCCCACCAAGUCUAUGGUGCGCAAAUCCAACUAUUCAAAGCACAUGUGGAUUUACGGAGCCGUGCAAAAAGCACGAGAUUGCCACGUCACAACACAAAUUGAACAUUACCGUACUUGUUGAGGCGUUGUGUCCGGAUUGUCAGCAAUUUUUGACCAAACAACUUUAUCCGGUGAUUUUUAAGAAUUUCGCGGAUUACGUCAAUAUUCAAUUGGUCCCGUUUGGAAAUGCCAAAGUUUUGCAGGUAAAAUUUUCAAAUUUCAAAUUUUCGCGCGAAAAUCUUCUAGGAUUACUGUAGGGCGCGAAAAUCAAAAUUUUGAAAUUUCAAAAUUAUAAGCCUGUAGGUUUCUAGAUAGCUAAGCCUAAGCCUAAGCUUUAGGCUAAGCCUAAGCUUUAGGCUAAACCUAAGCUUUAGGCUAAACCUAAGCUUUGGGCUAAGCCUAAGCUUUAGGCUAAGCCUAAGCUUUAGGCUAAGCCUAAGCCUAGGCUUGAGAUUAGGCCUAAGUUUAGACCUGAUCCAAGUCUAGGCUUGUUUAGUGUCAAAAAAUUCCAAAUUUUUUUUGUUUUUUUUUUUGAGGUUAAGCCUAAGUCUAGUCCUAAGUCUAGAAAAAUUCCCGAAUUUCAGGAUGGCACAAUUCAAUGUCAACACGGUGAACAAGAAUGUUCAAUCAACAAAUUCCAAAGUUGUUUCAUCGAUUCGAUGGCCGAUCAAAACCCACUCCCAGCAAUCGCAUGUAUCGAAGAAAAUCUGGCGAAAAAAGUCGAAUUCGCCGACGCCGUUCAACAGUGUUUCGAAAAAUUGCAAAUUGGCGGAGAUGUUCAGCGACUCACACAAAGUUGCCUGGUCUCGAAGUUGGGAACUCAACUCCAACUUCAGGCCGCCAAAGCGACUUCGGAAGUUUGGCCUGAGCAACACAAAUUUGUUCCGUGGGUUGUGGUGAAUGGUGUGAGCUUGGUGAAGUUGCAGGGAUUUCAGAAUGAUUUGGCGGUUUUGAUUUGUGAAUGGUGAGAGGGAUUUUAGGGUUCGGGUUGAAAUUUGGAACUUUUUGAGACUAAAUAUGCCUAGGCUUAGGCUCAAUCUGAAGCCUAGGCUUAGGCGUAGAACUAUGUUUAGGCUUAGUCUGAAACCUAGGCUUAGGCUGAGCCUAAAGCUUAGGCUCAAUCUGAAGCCUAGGCUUAGGUCUAAGCUUAGGCUUAGCCUAAAGCUUAGGCUUAAUCUGAAGCCUAGGCUUAGGCUUAGCCUAAAGUUUAGGCUUCUCCUCGAGGACUACACGGAAAUAUUUUCUAUACCAGAUUUUCUUCGAGAGAACUACCAAAAUUACCAAAAAAUCAUUUCUAGAUCAAAAUUUCGAGUCAAAUCCGAAAAAAUGACUUAAUUUUGACCCCCAAAAAAUUUUUGCAGGUAUUCUGGCGAUAAACCAAUUCCAUUCUGCGAAGCCUCAUUGAAAAAAAAGUAUCGCAAUUCAUCCGUCCGACUUUUCUCAAACUAA